Paralichthys olivaceus (Japanese flounder) is the source of this 1903-nucleotide messenger RNA. The record is from RefSeq and is a predicted model, not a curated record. Lineage: Eukaryota; Metazoa; Chordata; Actinopteri; Pleuronectiformes; Paralichthyidae.
GGUUCCCUCAAUGACAUGAAAAUAAGUAACAAUAUUUUUCUGUGCCUUAUGUCUUCUAAAAUGUGUAGAUGCAUUAAUGUCUCCUGGGAAUUCUUGUGAAAAUGCUGGCAAAGGUGGAAUACGGAGGAGUCCAAAAAUACAUCAAAAUUCCACAAAUUGAUGACAACUUUGACUUCCAGAAGUUUCUUCAAGAAGUAACAGACAAAUUUAGUCUGCAGGCCCAACUUGUGUCUGAAGGUGUGCUCGGCUUGACUGACACAUCAGAGACUGAGGUUGAUGCUGAUUCAUUCGAUGAGCUGGUCAAGUCAGGGGUGAGAAACUUCAAGGUUGGAUAUCGCCAGUAUCCAAUAACAGAUAUUGCUAUUACUUUGGAUGAAUCAGAUUCAUCUGUAUUACUAGACCCAUCACUAUCUCCAGCAUCAUUGCCAGACCCUCCAGCAUCAACAGCUUCGACGCCAGAAUCGACAGCACAAUCACCAGCUUCUUCCAUUUCAUCAGAUGCUACUAUUAUCGUCCCAACCACAAAGAACAGGAAGAGGGCAGAAAAGGGCAUAAAAGAACUGGAUCGCAAUGAAGCAAGACAGAUGGUUGAAACUGCUCUGAGCUCUAAGCCAAAGGGUGAAGAAAUCUUCAGAGAGUAUGACAAAACCAAAACACUGUCAGUUGUGACACGCAAGCAGAUGAUCAACAUUCUGGUUGCAGAAAUGAUAGAAACAUACGGGAGGAUUCCACCAAUGCAUGUCCGGGCCAGUUAUGCACUUGGAAUUGUGACCGUUUUUCCAUAUCUCCAAGAUCCUUACUCAAAACAUGGAUAUGAACACUACUAUGAUCCUCAGGCCAAUACUGGCUAUCUUGCAUGGAGACUCAAGACAGUACAACGCAACACCCAUGAUGGCUUCCGUGAGUGUUCCAGGCCUGAUUUCCAGGACAGUCCGACAACCCAACGAGAAUCUCUGUUAACUGGUGACCAGCUAUUUGGUGAGGAGUGCAGGGAGGCUCUCUCCAUAAUGAGACACUCAAUGGACAAAUCUGUGGUUAAAGAGAAGAUGAGAGUCACCUUUGACUACAGACAGAAGCUUGUUCAUGACCAGGAUGCAACAGCUUCAGUGUUGGAUGUCUUCCCUCGUUUUCUUGAUACAGCUGGACUGAUUGAACAGGAUUUUUCCAUGAUGUUCGGGGAGCAUGUAUCUGGAAGGUUUCUUGCGAGGUGGUCUUCAGAUUUCAAGCACAGAGUCAUCACAGAAUGCCAGAGUCUUCCCUCGAGUCCUUAUGUUGACGAGCUGCUGGCUGCUUCUGAUCUUGAGGUUGAGAAUGACUACGGCUGGGAUAGUGAUAUGUCUGCUCUCAUGUUGCUGUUGCAUCUCCUGCCCCCUACAUCAAAAGGCCAGAAAAAAACUCCCAAGAUGAGCUCAGCACAGGCAGCCAAUCAUGUUGUCAGAUUCAUUAAGGAAGGAGCCAGCCUCACUACAUUCCUGGAUAAAGUUGAUGCAAGGCAGCCUUUCCUCCUUUGCAUCGGGGUGCAAAGAAAGAAAAUCGGAAGGUUCUUCAUUGUUGUGGACCAGAAAGCUAUCCCAUGCAACGCUCAGACAUCUGUGGCUGCUUUUGAUGUGCUGUUCAAGACUCACUAUGUCUUCAGCCUCUCCUAUGAUGAAGCACUUUCUGCAUUCUACACUUUCAUCCAAACAACGAUAUACAACAUCGAUGUUGGAACCACAAAGGAAACCCCACGAGUCAAGGAACUGAGGGCCAAACUACUUCAAGACCAUUAAAAUGUCACCAAUUCACAAAGGUCAGAGCACAGUUGAAAAAACUGUCUGAUUAUGUUCACAUGUUUUGUUUGUAAAAAGCACCACAAAAAUUGUUCAGUUCUUUGUCAACAUUUAAAAUUUCAGCAUGGACUAUA